Molecule: messenger RNA, 1584 nt
Organism: Podarcis raffonei (Aeolian wall lizard)
Lineage: Eukaryota; Metazoa; Chordata; Lepidosauria; Squamata; Lacertidae
Gene: HSD17B12
Product: hydroxysteroid 17-beta dehydrogenase 12
Exons: 11
Coding region: 59-1159 (366 amino acids)
Cellular component (GO): endoplasmic reticulum
Molecular function (GO): oxidoreductase activity
Source: RefSeq, a predicted model, not a curated record
AGAAUGACUUGAGUAGGCCUCCGCGAGCGUGGACUCCCUGCGAGCUGCAAAACGUCCAAUGGGAGGGCGCGCGGGGGAAGCGGCCAGCCAAUGGCUACGCCGCGGGGGCGGGGCUGUUCCGUGGGACAGGCCCGGCGGAAGGCGGGCGGGCUCAUUCUCGCCUGAGCCGUCUCGUCGCUGUGGUCGCAGGAGCUGCGGCGGCGCUAUGGGGGCCUCAGAUUCUUUCUUGUCUUCCUACGCCGGCCUCUUCUACUGGGUCGGGGUGUCGAGCGUCGCCUACUUCGUGUGGCUGCAGCUUCAGCGCGUAGUUUAUGCCGUCCGCCUGUGGGUGCUGGGCAACCCGGCGGCGGUGGGCCCGCACCUGGGCGCGUGGGCAGUUAUCACGGGAGCUACUGAUGGAAUUGGAAAGGCAUAUGCAGAAGAGUUAGCAAGGCGUGGAAUGAAGGUGGUUCUUAUCAGCAGAUCUCAGGAAAAAUUGGAUCAGGUUGCCAAGGAAAUAAGAGAGCGGUUCAAGGUGGAAACGAAAACCAUUCCUGCUGACUUUGAAGAGCGUGAAUCUAUUUACAGAAACAUAAAAGCAGGCCUGGAAGGUCUCGAGAUUGGUGUCCUAGUAAAUAAUGUGGGUAUGUCAUAUACUUAUCCUGAAUUCUUCCUUGACAUUCCAGACGUAGAUAAAACAAUUGACAAGCUGGUGAAUAUUAAUAUCAUAUCUGUGUGCAAGAUGACACGAUUGGUGCUGCCCAGCAUGCUGGAAAGGUCCAAGGGAGUUAUAUUAAACAUUUCCUCUUUUACUGCGAUUAACCCAACUCCAUUGCUGACUGUGUAUUCUUCAACCAAGGCUUUUGUUGAUUACUUCUCUGAAGGUCUCAGUGCAGAGUACAAAAAUAAAGGUGUCAUUCUGCAGAGCGUUCGGCCAUAUUUUGUAGCUACAAAAAUGACCAAAAUCCGUAAACCAUCAGCCUUUAAACCUACUCCUGAAGCCUAUGUAAAAAAUGCCCUCAACACCGUUGGUCUUGAGACACAAACUUCUGGAUGCGCAACCCAUUCAUUGGUGGCCUGGUUUAGCAGGUUUGUGCCCAAGUGGUAUUUCACAAAGCUGGCCCUUGACACGAACCUAAAACUGAGAGCUUAUUAUUUGAAGAAAUUAAAGGAGAAUUGAGUUGCAUCAUCAUGACCAAUUUGUUGGUAGUUCUGUGGAGCGAAAUACUGGUCAUAUCUUAAAGUUCUUUCGAAUGGGAUUUUCUUUUGGGACCACAGUCCAGCGUGAACAAAGAGAAAACUGAGGAGCAUGGAAAAGGCAACCAGCAACAUGUUGAUUUUGUUUGUUGUUGUUCUGCAUCAUUGUUUUAGAAUAUGCUUUUUCGAUGUGACUUGGAACAGUAACGGGUACUUGUAGUUACUAGCUUUACUAAAAUGCACUUAACACCAACAGAUGUUUGGUUUGGGAAAUGAUGUCAAUGUGAUAAAUUUGACAGAAUUUGAUGUGGAACAUUGUUGGUGUUGGUACAGAACAACACUAAUAUUGGUAUUGAACUGGUCAAUGCAGUAUUUCUUUCAUUAAAUAUUUGUUGUCAUUUAUUUUUA